This is a messenger RNA of Punctularia strigosozonata HHB-11173 SS5, 1343 nucleotides long. RefSeq lists its product as uncharacterized. The record is from RefSeq and is a predicted model, not a curated record. NCBI's taxonomy places the organism in Eukaryota, Fungi, Basidiomycota, Agaricomycetes, Corticiales, Punctulariaceae. The transcript is spliced from 8 exons. The coding region runs from base 922 to 1278 and encodes 118 amino acids.
AAGACAACUACUUUCGGGGUGCUCGGCGUGGCAUGCGAGUGCGCGGAUUGGUUCCCUUAUCAAAGACCCAUCAGGACGUCCAACCGUGGUCGUGUCGAAUGACAGUCCCCCUUCGAAGGCGGUCGACGUGACCAAAGCAAGCUUCAAAAUGACCUCGAAUUUGCUCGUGCAAAGCUUAUGUGGGCAUUGGGACUAUAUACACGUACAUCGUGUUUGAUCCCCGAACUACUCGAAAAGUGAAACCCCUUUAAUGACAGCUCGGAGUCUUUCUAUGCUAGUGGAUUAAGCGCCGCUCCAUCACGCGUUGACUAGGGAUUCUUGGCCUAUUGUGAGCUUUCUGUCGUUCUCGCAACUCCACGAGCGGUUUGGUAAAGGCAACUAUCCUUAGAGGAUACUCUUCACUGGCCACGUCCGGAGGUAAAUGGAUCCGGGCCUUGUGGUCUGAGGAAUCUCGCAGCCAAGGAAAUUCGGUUCCGCGCGUUGUAUUUCACUACCCGGUACGCAUGCAGGUGUAUCACCGGUUACGAACAUUGCUCAUGGCCCGUGCAGCUACCUUCUUGUCCCUGAACGUUAGCUAACACCCGCUUCGGAUCUCAGGCGCGAUCUUCUUGGUGAUAUUGUCGCUAUUAUGAAAUGGAACCAUGCCCUCUCGUUCCAGCCAUUUUGCAGACAGGGAAAACAUUUGCCUCAUUUACUGGCAGCUACGGCCUCGUGGCCCAUCUUUCUGACGUGGCGGGUACGAUCGCCCGCCCUCUGUUCCAAAAUCGUCCCGCACACCUUCAUCGUGCGCAUCAAUGCGCCAAAGAACUGAAUGGGGGUGCUUCGCGCCACCCGUGCUGACAAUUAUCUUCUGACUCCCCGAGGAUGAUGCUGACCCGACCUCUUCAGGUUGUGACUGUACUUCUCCGUCUCAACCCCGUGAUGGACGUUUUGAGCACCACACCGGCCGUGGCGAUAGCGGAUGCGAGCAUCAUAUGUGGGUAUCCGACCAUCGUCGUGGAAGCUUUCUGUCUUCAAGGUUGCUGCUUCACGCGCAGUUCGCCGACCGAGCGGCUUCGGGUACCAAGCUACUUGAUGCCAUUGGAUGUGGCGACUGAGCGUUUUGAGAGACGGGGGACGCUAACCCCACCUGGUUUAAUCGGGUGGCACUUUCGCCGACGAGCAAGCUUGCCGAUGACGAAGAAACAGCCGGGUACUAGUUCAGCCGGCGAGCAUCACGAAUCCUCCGCGCUGGCCCCAAUGCCUCGAAAUGGCGCCUUGCAAGAGGAGUUCAAUUGAGUGAUGUGAAUACGUCGGGUCAGGGAAGUCUCGCUGUAAACAAUGUGAUUCGCCUCAGACGCAAA